ACAGGCGAGAAGACAUACUUUGAACAGCAAAGACAACUCUUGAUCGGAGAUGUGGCUGCGAGUCUCGAAAAUGUCCUUCAGAACAUCAACAAGCUCAAUCGGAGUCUAGAAGGCGUCAUCGCUGUCGGGAACGAGUUCAGCCAAGUCGAAGGCCUGUGGUCACAGUUCGAAAACGUGAUGGCCAAGGAGCCCGCCAAAGAAGAGUCGGCCGAGACGAAACAG
Messenger RNA from Zymoseptoria tritici IPO323, 222 nucleotides. RefSeq lists its product as uncharacterized. Gene Ontology annotation, cellular component: mitotic spindle pole body; mitotic spindle; DASH complex. The transcript is spliced from 3 exons. The record is from RefSeq and is a predicted model, not a curated record. Lineage: Eukaryota; Fungi; Ascomycota; Dothideomycetes; Mycosphaerellales; Mycosphaerellaceae. The annotation marks the transcript as partial.